Trypanosoma conorhini is the source of this 1314-nucleotide messenger RNA. Its product is annotated as dihydrolipoamide branched chain transacylase. The coding region runs from base 1 to 1314 and encodes 437 amino acids. Gene Ontology annotation, cellular component: mitochondrion; cytoplasm. Gene Ontology annotation, molecular function: acetyltransferase activity; lipoic acid binding. The record is from RefSeq and is a predicted model, not a curated record. The transcript has a single exon. Lineage: Eukaryota; Euglenozoa; Kinetoplastea; Trypanosomatida; Trypanosomatidae.
AUGCGACGGCUUGCGCUGUUGUGGCCGCACUCGGCUUCUGCGGCACGGUUCAUCCACGCCAGUCUUCCACGCUGGGGGACGAUUAUUCCGUACAGGCUGGCCGACAUUGGCGAGGGUAUUCAGCAGGUGGAGGUGGUCUCGGUCUGUGUGAAGAAGGGGGACAGGAUUGAGGAGUUUGAGAAGAUAUGCGAGGUGCAGAGCGACAAGGCGAUGGUGGACAUCACCUCCCGCUACGCGGGGGUCAUCGCCGCCGUCCACGUGCUGCCUGGCGAGACCGCGCUGGUUGGCCGCCCCAUCGUCGACAUCGAGCUCAACGACGGCGAGGGGGACAACGCGGCCGCGCCGGGGGAAACCGGAACCGGGGCCGCCCCCGAGAAGCAGCAGAAGGAGGAGAAGAAGCCGUCGCCGCCGCCUUCGCCGCCGCCUCGCAAGGCCGGGGGAAGGCCGCUGGCCACCCCCGCCACGCGAGAGUUUGCACGUGAGUGCGGCGUUGACCUCGCACACGUGGUGGGAACGGGCGACAACGGGAGCAUCUUAAAGUCGGACGUUGAGGCCUACGUGAGGGGCCACUGCAACGACGCCGGCGACGAGGUGGUGCCGCUGCUCACUGGAAUUCGCCACGUCAUGGUGAACACCAUGACGGAGGCGGGCACGAUUCCAUGCUUCACGGCGUGUGAGGAGAUUAACCUGAGCUCCCUCGUGGCUGCUCGCGAAGAGCUGAAAGCAAAACUGGCGGCAGCCUCUCCCGACGGCGCCCCGCCAAAGGUAUCGUUGCUGUCUUUUUUUAUCAAGGCGGCCUCGCUGGCGUUGCUGCAGAAUCACUACAUCAACGCAUACGUCCCUCACAAGUGUGAGACGCUUGUGGUGAAGAAGGCACACAACAUUGGCUUUGCGGUGGACACGCCAAAGGGCCUGAUCGUUCCGGUGGUUCGAAACGUCGAGGGGAAGAGUACCAUGGAGGUGGUGCGGGAGGUCAAUGAGCUGGUGCGGCUGUCCCGCAAGAACCAAGUCCCACCGAGCAGCUUGCGUGGUGGCACGUUCACCAUCAGCAAUGUUGGCCCGCUUGGGGCAACGUACGCCACCCCCAUACUUCUUCCCCCGCAGGUGGCGAUAUCCGCAUUCGGACGACUGCAGGUCUUGCCUCGCUUUGACGCCAACGGCAACAUUGUCAAGGCGACGAUUGUUCAGCUGUCAAGCACGGCGGAUCACCGCGUUAUUGACGGCGCAACCCUUGUACGGUUCAACAACUCAUUGAAGGCCUUCCUUGAGAACCCGGAGCAGCUGUUUGCGGAGGCGGCCAACAAAACUUCGUAG